Engraulis encrasicolus (European anchovy) is the source of this 1979-nucleotide messenger RNA. It is a transcript of the gene bin2a, whose product is annotated as bridging integrator 2a. The record is from RefSeq and is a predicted model, not a curated record. NCBI's taxonomy places the organism in Eukaryota, Metazoa, Chordata, Actinopteri, Clupeiformes, Engraulidae. Bases 292 to 1758 code for a protein of 488 amino acids. Gene Ontology annotation, biological process: plasma membrane tubulation; phagocytosis, engulfment; podosome assembly. Gene Ontology annotation, molecular function: phospholipid binding; protein binding. Gene Ontology annotation, cellular component: cytoplasm; plasma membrane; podosome. The transcript has 14 exons.
AUUGGUCAUUGGCAAUGAUUUGUGUGUCAGAGACACCCUGCCUUUGGAGGCUAUACCCUUGCUGCUGACCGAGGCGGGUCGGUUCAAUGAAUAUUUUACUGGAGGAACUGACUGAGUUAUUGGUUCCAAAGUUCAAAGGAGCAUUUUCCAGACCUUAGACAGGCCCUCCUGGGAGAGUGGGAAGCGACAAGGGCACACACAUUUUUUAAGAGUGCAUUUCUUUCAUUUUACGUCUGCUGGACAGAAAUGCCAAUAGCAUUUUGACAGGCAUAGCACAGCAAGACCAGCUUGAUGGAGUCGCGUAAGACAAGUGUCACUACGGCCACCAGUCCAACUUCAACAGGAGCCGGGGUCUUUGCCAAGCGGGUACAGCGUCAGUUCAGCAGAGCCCAAGAGAGGGUCUUACAGAAGCUUGGGAAAAGUGAGGAAACUAAGGAUGAGGAAUUUGAAUAUUAUGUGCAGGAUCUAAGCGACCAGCAGAGUGAUGGAAGCAGGAUUUACAAAGACCUAAAAGCCUACCUUAAUGCCGUGAAAGUCAUGAGAGAGGCCUCCAAACGGCUGUCCCAUUCUCUCUUUGAUUCCUACGAAAGUGAGUGGAAUGGAUUGGAUGAUCUGGGCGCCAUCGUGGAGGGAGAAGAUCUUUUAUGGAAUGACUAUGAGGCCAAAAUCUUGGACCAAAGCAUGCGCACCAUGGAGUCCUACAUGAGCCAGUUUCCAGAUGUCAAAGAGAGGGUAGCCAAACGCAACAGGAAGCUGGUGGACUACGAUUCGUCACGCCACCACCUAGAGGUGGUGCAAAACGCCAAGAAGCCAGACGAGGUGAAAAUAGACAAGGCUGAGGAAGAGAUGCAGGCCGCAAAGGCUGUUUAUGAAGACAUCAACAAAGAGCUCAAAGAGGAACUGCCUGUCCUUUUCGGGAGCCGUAUUGGAUGCUAUGUGACAGUGUUCCAAGCCAUUGCCAACCUGAGGGACACCUUGUACAAAGAGCUGACCACGAUAAAUCGAGACUUCCAGGAUGUCCUCAGUGAUUUGAAAGCUCAGCAUCCAGACAAAGUAUUUGCUAUCAACACUCUUCAGCGCUCUGCAUCCCUGAAGAGGAGGUCCCUGAUCUCCCCUAGGUCCUGGAGGGCAAGCUUCAAUGAGCUCCACGCAAACAUGAGCCCAAGAGGCUCCCUAAGGAGGAAACCUACCAGCCCUCUGCGGGGUGUGGAGAGGCCCUCGCUGGAAGGAUACAGCCCAGAUCCCCGACCGCCUCCCACCCCAGACCCAUCCAGAUCCUCCCUAGCUGAGGUCAACGACGAGACCAGCUCGAUCUCCUCAGACCAUCCGCCGGCCGAGGGGCUAAACGGGGCCAGCGGUGCCAGCGAGGAGGUGGAGAAGGUGGAGAAAGAGGAGGAGGUGAAGCCACCUGAGGAGGACAAAGGAGGAGAACCGGAAACGGAGCCAGAGCCGGAGCCGGAGCCAGAGCCCGAGCCUGCAUCAGAGGCAGCAAGUGCUGGGGAUCCAGGUAAAGAGGAUGGAGCUGGAGGAGGAGGAAUUCCAGAGCCAGCGGACAGCACUCCAUCUCAACCAAAGGUGGAAGAGGAAGCAGUGACGGCCAGCCACACUGACACCAGCAAGACUCCCGACAGCAGCCAAGUGGCACUAGAGAACGGAGAGACGUCUGACAGUCCACAUGCGGAGGCCAAUGGGUCAGCCUCACACGGCAAAGGGGUGGCAGCUGAGGCAUCUGGCCCUGACAGAGAGACGGUGAUGUGAAACACAAUACCGCAUGCAGAGAAUGGACAUUCCAUGGAAGGAGGUCAGAGGAGAUAGAACAUUCCACCAAGACAUGGGAUGGCUGGCAUGCAACUCAGAAGAAGACAAACACAGCCAUAUCUUUAAUCUAACAGAUCAUUUGAAUCAUUUGGGAACAGUUUAUGUCCCAGAAUCAGAUAGGCCUAUUUUAUAAUAUUGUGGGAUUGCUGACAAAUUUCAAA